AUGGACAGACUGCUGGCUGACCCGAAGAGCAGGUCGUCCCUGGUCGACUCGGUGGCCGCGUGUGUCGGCGGUGACAAGUGGAGGACCUCGGCCGGCGGUGGUUGCUGUGACGUUGACACGUCAACGGUAAAUCUAUCGACGACGGCCGCAGACGAGCCGCCCGCCUUGACCGAUUUGCUGUGCCGAACAGACUGCAAGACGACGUCCGUGCAGAAGUUUGUGGCGGCCACGAGCCCGUUGACUUGUGACGGCUCUAAGCUGUUGAGCCGCGUGGCCGGCGAGUGCCUGGAAAAUUUUGGCUGGACGGCCGGGGCCGUUUUCGACGAACGGAAGCAAAAGUUGUGCGACGCAUUGGCCAAGGAACAGGUUGCCCUGUUGCUCCGGUACCGGACCACUGCGCAGCGGAUGCUCACCCGCGCACAGAUACUCCAGGAUCACGUGCGCGAGCUGAUGCCUACUUUUCAGUACGAGGAGUUCUUGAAACGGCCCGACGAGCACGUGACCAAGGUGUUGCUGGCCAAGAAGACGGGAAACGGACUAGAACCGGAUACAGGGCUUUCAACGAACGGGGAUGACGAUGCAACAGAAGAAAUUGAUGUGCGCGCUCCAGUGGUUGCGGUCCGAAGUGGAGAGAGCUGA
Molecule: messenger RNA, 639 nt
Organism: Macrosiphum euphorbiae (potato aphid)
Lineage: Eukaryota; Metazoa; Arthropoda; Insecta; Hemiptera; Aphididae
Source: the annotation of a GenBank genome assembly